Molecule: messenger RNA, 3438 nt
Organism: Polyodon spathula (Mississippi paddlefish)
Lineage: Eukaryota; Metazoa; Chordata; Actinopteri; Acipenseriformes; Polyodontidae
Product: amine oxidase [flavin-containing]-like
Exons: 15
Coding region: 76-1644 (522 amino acids)
Molecular function (GO): oxidoreductase activity
Source: RefSeq, a predicted model, not a curated record
AACUUACGGCGUUUCCUCCUGAAACCACUCGACUAAGCGAGCUGUCUCUGAACGAGAGAUUGAAGGAAAAACAUCAUGACAAGCAACAAAUUCGACGUAAUUGUCAUUGGAGGAGGCAUCUCAGGUCUGACGGGGGCCAAGCUGCUGGUUGAAUCUGGCCUGAAUGUACUGGUGCUGGAGGCGCGAGACCGGGUAGGAGGAAGGACCUUCACUGUCAGGAAUAAACACUGCAAGUAUGUCGACCUCGGAGGAGCAUACGUGGGCCCCACUCAGAACCGCAUCCUGCGUAUUGCCAAGGAAUUGGGCAUUGAGACAUACAAGAUCAACGAGGUGGAGAACCUGGUCCAUUACGUGAAGGGAAAAUCUUAUCCCUUCAAGGGACCUUUUCCUCCCAUGUGGAAUCCAUUUGUUGUGAUGGAUUUUAACAACCUCUGGAGAAAGAUGGAUGAAAUGGGAAAGGAGAUCCCUAGAGAAGCGCCAUGGAAAGCACCACAUGCAGAGGAGUGGGAUAAAAUGACCAUGAAGGAACUCUUCAACAAACUCUGCUGGACAAGCACCGCCCGGCAGUUUGCCAACGUGUUUGUGAACGUGAACGUCACCUCGGAGCCUCACGAAGUCUCAGCUCUCUGGUUCCUGUGGUACGUCAAGCAGUGCGGAGGAACCACGAGGAUAUUCUCCACUACCGACGGGGGGCAGGAGAGGAAGUUUGUGGGCGGCGCAGGCCAGGUGAGUGAGCGCUUAAUGGACCGACUCGGGGAUCGAGUGAAGCUGGAGAGGCCGGUGUGCAGCAUUGACCAGAGCGGGGACAACGUGGUGGUGGAGACCCUGAACCACGAGAAAUAUGAGGCCAAAUAUGUCAUCAUUGCCACAGCUCCAGCACUGAACCUGAAGAUACACUUUAACCCCCCGAUGCCCCCCCUGAGAAACCAGCUGAUCCACCGCGUCCCCACUGGCUCUGUCAUCAAGUGCAUGGUCUACUACAGAGAGGCUUUCUGGAAGAAAAAGGGGUACUGUGGCAGCAUGGUGAUUGAGGAGAAAGAAGCCCCAAUUAGCCUGACACUGGAUGACACCAAGCCUGACGGCUCUGCCCCUGCUAUCAUGGGUUUCAUUCUCGCUAGCAAGGCCAGAAGGUUGGCAAGUUUGACCAAAGAAGAAAGGCUGAUCAGGAUUUGUGAAAUUUACUCCAGAGUCCUUGGGUCCGAAGAAGCAUUGCAUCCUGUGCACUACGAGGAGAAGAACUGGUGCGAGGAGGAGUACUCUGGAGGCUGCUACACUACAUACUUCCCUCCGGGCAUCAUGACACAGUAUGGAAAAGUCCUUCGGCAGCCGGUGGGCAAGCUAUACUUUGCUGGGACUGAGACAUCCACUGAAUGGAGUGGCUACAUGGAGGGGGCAGUGCAGGCUGGGGAGAGAGCAGCCAGGGAGAUUCUCUGUACUAUGGGGCUGAUCUCUGAAAGUGACAUCUGGAAACCUGAGCCGGAGUCAGUGGAUGUGCCAGCACGACCCGUCACCUCAACGUUUUGGCAGAGGAACUUGCCGUCCAUCCCAAGCUUCUUGAAAGUGAUUGGGUGGUCUACGUUCCUGACCUCUGCCACAGCUGUGGGCCUCAUGGCUUACAAAAAGGGUCUCCUCACCCGAAGCUAAGUCAAAAAGACUUGGUUAGAGGCUUCCACAAAAUGUCUUUACCGUAUGCCUUUUCUUUUUCUGUCACUCUCACUGUGUCCCUAUUUUCUCCCAGGGAAAUGUAAAGUAAGUGUCAUUGUUUUGUCAAGUAAUACUACUUUGACUAAAGACUUUUACUUAGGAAGAACAAAUUGAUUCAUACUUUUUUUACAGUUUGACAUUGUAACCCCAUGGGGGUUCGUACAUGGUGAUUUUUGUUUAUUGUAGAUGUGAGAGUAAGCACUGCAGCUGCUUUCAUAUUUAUACAAAUAUACAAUGUUAUCACUUUUUAAUUAAUUUAUAGUGAUUUUAAUUGUAUGGGGCCUCAUUUUCACAUCACAAAUGUAUUGUUCCAAGCUAUCUUUCUGUCUAGGACUGUGUACCCAACAGUAGCUUGAAUUAGACAGCGUUUCUCAGCUGUGGCUCUUUCAGACCCUUCCAAGCAGGGACCAUGUUCAUACUUCAUUGGACGCAUAGGCUCAUUUUAAACAAUGAAAUGCCUUAAUGGAACUUGGCUCUGGAUUGUUUAAUUCAAUAAUUAAAGAGAUGAUUGGAACAUUGGACUGGAGUGAAAGAGCCACAAGUGAGUGCCACCGAAUUAGACCAUUAUGAAUAUAUUCCUUGAACACUCAAGAUGCUUUCUGAAGUUUACACUCUGUUAAUCUGCAGCUUAACAUCAUUGUCUGUCGUUACGUAAUUAAGUUGAGUAAUUAGGCCUCAUUACAUUUCUCAUAAAAAUACUAAAUGUCUCCUAAAAGUCUUUACAGCACCAAGUAACUUUGCAGAAAGAUAACCCUAGAAUAAGUCAUUUUAAUUGCUUCAGUGUCUUCGACUAAAAAAAAAAAAUAUACAAAAAGUUUCCUGGGCUGCUGCUUUGAGUGGGGUCCUUCCUAGACCUGCAUAGUAAAGGGUUAGAACAGGGGUGUUCGAUUCUGGUCCUGGUUUUUGUUCUAACUCUACCCUAAAUUACUUAAAUCGAUCAAUUAAGUGCUUAUUAGAAGCUUAGUUGCUCCAAUUAAUUAAUUUAGGGUACAGCUGGAACAAAAACCAGGAGGGACACCGGCCCUCCAAUACCAGGAUUGCACACCCCUGGGUGAAAGUCUCGCAAGCUCAUCACUAGCCAAAGGCUAUUCAUUAUAAGUUUGGGCUUUUAAAGGGAAUGGGUAGUCUCUCCUACAAGAUUAUGUUUUCAUGAACUUGAUCAGUAAUAAUAAUACUUGCAUAGUUUCUUACUCAUUCUUUACUUUCUAAAAUCAUGGGAAUGUAGCUUUUUCUCUUUUAUAAAUACAAUUAAAGGUGUAUUGACAAAGGGGAAAAAAAUCAUCCAGGAAUGAUGUAAAAUACAGUUUUUUUAAUAGAAUAUAUAGGAAUAGUUUUUUGUUUUGCUUUUAAUUAUUUUUUAAAAUCAUCAGAAAAUAUCCCACAGAUACAAUUCAUCUUCCCCAAUAACAGCAGCAGUGUGCGCACAUUGCUGUAAAAAUGCAAAACGCCAGUAACAGAGUUGCAGCAUCUCCUGUUUUAUGGGGUAUAACCAAACCACCUAUAGAAUGACUCCAAAGUCAUGCUUGCAUUAAGAACAAAGUAGCACCAUGUGCAAUGGCAGCUUUUUACACACUUGGCAGCUACCCAUCUACCAUUUUACUCCCAUAACACAGGAACCGCAAAACUAGUGUACGACGUGAAGUUUGGGUAACAGCCAUUUAUCAUUAUUAUUAUUAUUAUUAUUAAUUUGGCUGAUACCUUUAUCCAAGGUAACUUACAGGUGUUACAGAGCAG